AUGCUUGGGGUUCCUAUUUCACAGGUUCGAAACUUUGGUUCUAUUCAAUAUUUUGGGGUGCACACAUUGCUAUAUUUGCAGUACAUACAGGCGUCGAACUCGAAGCUAGACGCUCUCAAUACCCUGCAAUAUUCGGUUUGGAUUUCCAGAGGUGCUGGUCUAGUACUAACGGCCGAUGGAGCUCUCAUUCUUCUGCCGAUGUGCAGGAACAUCAUCAAAUGUAUCAGACCGAGGAUACGAUGGCUACCUUUGGAUGAGACUGUAUGGUUUCAUCGUCAGGUAGCAUAUUCUUUGCUUGUUUUUACAGCCGUCCACACGGCGUCACACUAUGUCAACUUUUACAACGUGGAAAAGCAUCAAAUUCGGCCGGGGACGGCAGUCCAAAUACACUUCACCCAAGCAGGUGGAAUAACCGGCCAUAUUAUGUUACUCUGCAUGAUGCUGAUGUAUACCACCGCGCACAAUCGAAUUCGCCAACAGUCGUUUGAAACGUUCUGGUACACGCAUCAUCUGUUUGUACCAUUCAUGCUGGCUCUUUAUACCCAUGCCACUGGUUGUUUCGUUCGAGACACGACCGACCCGAUUUCGCCUUUCGCCGGUCAAAGAUUUUGGGACCACUGUCUUGGCUACGAGGGAUGGCGAUGGGAGCUAGUAGGAGGUGGACUUUACCUUUUCGAAAGACUCUAUCGCGAAAUUCGAGCUAGGCGACAAACCGUGAUUACCAAGGUGAUCCGUCAUCCAUAUGAUGCAAUGGAGAUCCAGUUUCAGAAAGACGGCUUGAGUUAUAAAGCAGGCCAGUGGCUUUUUAUCCAAGUACCCGAGGUGUCCAGCACGCAAUGGCACCCUUUCACAAUAACCUCCUGCCCCUUCGACCCAUAUGUCAGCGUACACGUUCGUCAGGUCGGAGACUUCACUCGUGCCUUGGGAGAUGCCCUAGGUUGCGGACCAGCCCAGGCUCGAGACUUAGAAGGACUUGACCCGCUAGGCAUGUAUGAGGUGGCUCUCCAGAAUGGACAAAAGAUGCCCAACCUCCGGGUCGACGGGCCCUACGGAGCGCCCGCCGAAGACGUCUUCGAGAAUGAAAUUGCAGUCCUCAUCGGAACUGGCAUCGGCGUCACACCCUGGGCCUCCAUCUUAAAAAACAUCUGGCACCUCCGAUCUGGCCCUAACCCUCCUCGUCGUCUCCGUCGUGUCGAGUUCAUCUGGGUCUGCAAAGACACCUCUUCGUUCGAAUGGUUCCAAGCCCUUCUGUCGUCUCUAGAAUCCCAAUCCGCCUCCGCAGCCGCUAGCGAAGGCCGUGCUGAAUUCUUGCGCAUCCACACUUACCUCACGCAACGUCUUGACGAAGAUACCGCCGCCAACAUUUACCUGAACUCAGUCGGCCAGGACCUCGACCCUCUCACCGAACUACGCAGUCGCACCAACUUCGGCCGUCCCGACUUCAAGCGUCUCUUCACGGCCAUGCGAGAUGGUCUCCAAGACCAGACCUACUUGUCAGGCUUGUACGGGACCUUGAACCGGCGCACCGAAAUCGGAGUAUACUUCUGUGGUCCGAAUUCAGCGGCUCGACAGAUUCGAGAGGCCGCCGUGACGACGUCUACUAAGGAUAUCAAGUUCAAGUUCUGGAAGGAACACUUCUAA
This is a messenger RNA of Aspergillus affinis, 1641 nucleotides long. RefSeq names its product putative NADPH oxidase (NoxA). Gene Ontology annotation, cellular component: plasma membrane; NADPH oxidase complex. The transcript has 4 exons. Lineage: Eukaryota; Fungi; Ascomycota; Eurotiomycetes; Eurotiales; Aspergillaceae. The coding region runs from base 1 to 1641 and encodes 546 amino acids. Gene Ontology annotation, molecular function: superoxide-generating NAD(P)H oxidase activity. The record is from RefSeq and is a predicted model, not a curated record. Gene Ontology annotation, biological process: defense response; superoxide anion generation.